Messenger RNA from Scomber japonicus (chub mackerel), 1170 nucleotides. Its product is annotated as haptoglobin-like. The transcript has 4 exons. NCBI's taxonomy places the organism in Eukaryota, Metazoa, Chordata, Actinopteri, Scombriformes, Scombridae. Gene Ontology annotation, molecular function: serine-type endopeptidase activity. The coding region runs from base 83 to 988 and encodes 301 amino acids. The record is from RefSeq and is a predicted model, not a curated record. Gene Ontology annotation, biological process: proteolysis.
GCCUGUCAGUCGACUACAGGCAGAGCACAUUCGAGAGGAGAGAUCAUAGCAAUCACUGCAGAAGAUUAAUAUUCUCAACAAAAUGUGGUUUUCUGUGGCUGUAAUCUUUGCAGCAUGGGCCUGCUUUGCAGAUGUGGCACACAUUGAAGCCUCAAGCCUCCGUUCCAAGCGAUUGGUUGGGGGGACCCUGGCACCUCGUGUGCCCUGGCAGGCUAUGGUCUACCUGUCUGACAGCAUACUAGAAGGAGGCUUCGCAGGCGGUGCUCUCAUCUCCGACCGCUGGGUUUUGACGGCUGGCAGGAACCUGUUUGUCAGAAAGACACGACAGGAUACUCGGGGAAAAACUCCCCUCAUUCCUAAGGUGUACCUGGGGAUCUUAGGUCGAGAAGAAGCUGGUCCCACCACAGAAUUUGAAGUAGAGAAGGUUGUUCUCCACCCAGGUUUCCAGAACAAAACUGACUGGGACAAUGACUUGGCUCUGAUCCAGCUGAAGAAGCCUGUGGUUAUGAGUGACAAAGUGACCCCCAUCCCGCUGGCAGAGAGAGGCCAGGACGUGAGCGGGCCGGUGGUCAUCGCUGGGUGGGGCUGGGGGAUCCACCUCACCCCUGCUUCGUCACUCAAACACCUAGUGCUCUCCCUGGCCACAAACUCUCGCUGUAGAUCAGAAUAUGGCACAGAGCUUAGAGAAAACUCGCUGACACCAUUUGUGGAUGACAACAUGUUCUGCACCAGUGAAGGUGCCUUCAAUCACAAUGUUUGUUUUGGUGAUGCAGGCGGUGCUCUGAUUGCCAAAGAUUCUAGAAGUGGAGAAGUGUACGCUGCAGGGAUCCUGUCUUAUGAUAAGGCCUGCCAGACUCGCAAUUACGGAGUCUAUAUGAAGAUAUCUUCAUAUCUGCCCUGGAUUCACAGCGUCACCAGGGGAGAUACAGAUAAAUCGUCUGCUCUGCGUACUGAAGCUAUGGAUAGGAUGCUCAGAUGGCAGCUGUAGAUAUUCGGCAUCUGUUUUUUUGAUUAAGUAGAGAAAUCAUAACAAUAUAUUAAGUCAGUUACUAGUUUUCAGCGUGUGCAAUGUAAUUACUUAUGUCUUGACAUUAAAAUAUUGUAAUGGCAUGUGAAAAGGAAAAAAUACAGUCUUUGUAGGAUUUCUGGUAAAUAAAUAAAUUACCAAUA